Messenger RNA from Trichobilharzia szidati, 17256 nucleotides. NCBI's taxonomy places the organism in Eukaryota, Metazoa, Platyhelminthes, Trematoda, Strigeidida, Schistosomatidae. The record is from the annotation of a GenBank genome assembly.
AUGGUUAGAAGAAAUAAGCGUAAAUUAAAAGCUUCAAAUGAACAAGGUGAGCAUACUGCAGAGCAAGACUCUGAAGAUACCACUAUAACACUAGUUGAAAGGAAUGCAGAAUAUUCUCCUGUAAUGCUUACACGUUUGGAGAAUACUCUUAAUGCUGCCAAGAAUUCGUUAGACAGAUAUGAAGCUGUCCUUAUCGGAGGUCCUGUUGGUUGUGGAAAAUCAACUUUCGUGAAUAAUUUGGCGAAAGAAUUUUGUUGCAAAGUACAUAGCAUUCAAAUAAGUGAACAAACUGAUGCCAAAACACUCUUAGGGGCAUAUUGUUGCACUGAAGUACCUGGACAAUUUAUAUGGCGUCCAGGUCCAUUGAUUUCAGCGAUGAAACAAGGUUAUGCAUUGAUACUUGAAGAUAUUGAUCGUGGCUCUGCUGAACUACAGUUAUUAAUUACUUCUGUUUUAAGAAAGUUGAAAGAUUGUUCAAGUAGUCUGAAUAACGGUGUAUUAGUUGAUCCUGUCAAUGGGAAUCCUAUUAAUCAGCAUAAAAAUUUCCGUCUUCUUAUGACUCGACGUUUUGUUACAUGUCAGGGAGGAGAUUUUCGUCAAGAAUAUGUAAAUCCUUUGAUUGAUCUACUAGAUCGUUAUUGUUUUGUAAUAACAUUACCAAAUUUUUCUAAGGAUGAGAUAUAUCUUUUAAUUAAUCAGCAGUAUCCUACGCUUACACCUUUCAUUGAUCGUAUCAUGAAGAUCUACUUGUUCAUUGUGGAUGCUUUUCAAAAUGCUAACACCAAUGUAAAUAAUAGUCAUAAUAAUGCUUCACGAAUACGUGGAAUUUCUGUGAGAGAUUUAUUGAAAUUCUGUUCACGUAUAUCAAUGUUAACAGAGAAAGAGAAUUUCGGUGAAUUAUUACUGCUGAAUGCAGUGGAUUGUUUCUUAUGCUCAAUGUGUAAUUCUGUUAAACAAUUGGAAUUAGCUUGUCGGUUAGCUGGAGAAUUAAAUUUCACUGUAGAAAAUGCAAGAAAUAUUCUAUGCUGUCGAUCAAUCGGUAUUAAUUUACACACUCAGAAGAGUAUUUUACAAAUUGGUCGAAUUAUUCUACAAUGUCGAAGAAGUCCGGAAUGGGAGAUUCAAAUAGCUGGAGGGAAUUCAAUGCUUCAAAGUUCUAAUGAUCUAAUUUGGCCGUUUGCUUCAACACGUCUAUCAUGCUCAUUGUUAGAGAGAAUAGCAGUUGCUGUAAAACACAAAGAACCUGUUCUACUUGUUGGUGAAACAGGAACUGGUAAAACAUCCACUGUCCAACGAUUAGCCUAUCUUACUGGUCAUCGUUUAAAGGUGAUUAAUUUGAAUCAACAGUCGGAUAGUGUAGAUCUAAUGGGAGGGUUUAAACCUGUCGACUUUCAAGUGUUUGUUCGACCAAUACGUGAAAAAUUUGAAUCUCUUUUUAGUUGUACAUUUAAGUUGGAUAGUAAUGCAACUUUUUUGAAUCAUAUAAAUACUUGUUUCACAUCAGAACGUUGGCUUGAUUUAAUCACCUUAAUGCGUCAUCCAGCACGUGUCGCUGUUCAACGGGAUUCUUCAGAUUCUUCAGCAUGGGUUAAACUUUUAAAUGAGUUGAAUAUGUUAGAGAAACGUUUUGAAAAUAUAACCAAGUCAAAUAAACCUGGACUUGGAUUCGCCUUUAUCGAAGGUGCAUUAGUUCGUGCUGUACAAGACGGUGAUUGGAUAUUAUUGGAUGAAAUCAAUUUAGCUCCAGCUGAAAUGCUUGAUUCACUAAGUGGUUUAUUGGAUUCAGAGAGAGGAAGUCUUGUGCUAACAGAACGAGGUGACAGUGAACCAGUACAACGUCAUAAAGAUUUUCAUUUAUUCGCUGCUAUGAAUCCAGCUACAGAUGUUGGGAAACGUGAAUUACCAGUGGGACUUCGUAAUCGUUUCACUGAAUUCUAUGUCCCUGAAUUAGAUCCUGGAGUUGAAGCAAAUCCUAAUACCUCUACUAAUACUACUACUAGCAAUACUAAUAGUAGUGUAUCAGAUAAUUUUGUCAAUAAUAUCACUGAUUCAAAUGUUAAACGUGAUCUUGAGAUAUUACGAUCAAAUAAUCGUGAAGAUUUAGCUACAUUGGCACGUUCAUAUCUAUUGGCGUUGAAUCCAACUCCAUCACAGCUGGCUACAAUUGUACGUCUGUAUUCAGCAUUGAGACAAGCUGCUUUAGAAGGUUUAGUAGAUGGUGUUGGUCAAAGACCUCAUUUCAGUCUUCGAACGUUAUGUCGGGCUUUAAUUGAAGCUGGUCGAGGUUAUCAUGGCAGUGUAUUACGUUCGUUGUAUGAGGGUUUGAUAUUCAGUUUUGGUUCACAAAUAUGUCGAACAUCUCGACCUAUUCUAGACACAUUGAUACAACGUUAUCUCUCCUCUGGUUGGAAUACAGACUCAGUAUCAUUACUACGCCAGUUGAAUACACCAUUACCGAUACCACCGUUGAACAGUUUACCUGCAAUGCAUAUUGAUAAUUCUACUACUACUACUACGAAGUCACAAUGUCCAGAAGAUUAUUUUAUCAAUGUUGAAGGGUAUUGGUUGCCUAGAGGGUCACAACAACCUGUCACAUAUUGUGACAAAGAGAAUAAUAAUAAUACCACAGCUGGGAAUUAUAUAUUAACACCAAGUGUUCAAGCCAAUUUAAAGGAUUUAGCUCGUGUUGUCUCUGCAGGGGGUGGUCUACCCGUGCUGUUACAAGGUGAAACAUCAGUUGGCAAGACAUCACUCAUCACCUAUCUGGCUAAACGUGUCGGUCAGGUGUGUUAUCGAAUCAAUAAUCAUGAGCAUACAGAUCAACAAACUUAUCUUGGAACGUAUACGGUAUCAUCAACUGCACAAGCAACCGGCAAAACAUUAUCGACAACAGGGGAAGAAGAAAAUCUCAGUGGGCAAAUAAAAUCUGUUUCACCAUUAGUCUUUAAAGAUGGCUUAUUAGUCAAAGCUAUGCGUUAUGGUUAUUGGAUAAUAUUGGAUGAAUUGAAUUUAGCACCAACUGAAAUUCUGGAAGCUUUGAAUAGAGUUUUAGAUGACAAUCGAUCUGUGUUUAUUACAGAGACACAGGAAACAGUUAAAGCACAUCCACACUUUCGACUAUUUGCUACACAAAAUCCACCGGGUCUAUAUGCUGGACGUAAGAUGUUAUCACGUGCUCUACGUAAUCGUUUUAUUGAACUACACUUUGAUACAAUUCCUCGAAAUGAAUUAGAAAUAAUUCUAGAGAAGAAGUGUCUACUUCCACCGAGUAGAGCUCAUCGUCUAGUUGAAGUGAUGCAUCGUCUUCAGCUUGCUAGAUGUAGUUCCAAUCUGUUUCAAGGCAAAGACAGUUUUAUCACCCUUCGUGAUCUAUUCCGAUGGGCUGAACGUUAUAGAUUAGCAACAUGCGAUAAAGUCUCUGGGAGUCAUAGUGGCGGUGGAGGACAAGUCCAGUUAUUCGAUUGGGAUGCUUAUCUAGCUGAUCAAGGCUAUUUAUUACUUGCUGGACGUGUACGUAAUCCAAAUGAAGUACAAGUUGUAGCAGAGGUUAUUGAAACUGUAUUUAAACGUAAAGUUACAGAAUCAAGACUAUUCGACCUAAAUGAAGAGACAUCCCCAGCUGUAUACGAAUUUUUACAACCAAUCCUUUCAGUGAAUAAUAAUACAAUCUGUCAAUCAGACUUUCAACAUAUUGUAUGGACAAGGGAUAUGCGUCGUUUACUAGUUCUCAUUGGUAAUGCCCUAAAGUAUGAAGAACCAGUGUUAUUAGUCGGAGAGACAGGCUGUGGUAAAACAACAAUUUGCCAGGUGAUUGCUGCACUGCACAACCAACGUCUACAUUGUGUUAAUUGUCAUCAGUGUACUGAAGCUUCAGAUUUUCUGGGUGGCCUACGACCUGUUCGGCAUUCGUCAACUGAUGAGACGAAAAGUUCUACAGAUGAUUCUCGUCUAUUUGAAUGGGUCAAUGGUCCAUUAGUUGUAGCUAUGCUAAAUGGAGAUCUAUUUCUGCUGGAUGAAAUUUCAUUGGCUGAUGAUGCUGUAUUAGAACGAUUGAACAGUCUACUUGAACCUGAACGACAACUUCAUCUUGCUGAGUGUACUGAAGACCUGCUGGAUGGUACUUCACUUGACACUACCCAAUUAACAGCUGACCCCAAGUUUCGAUUUAUUGCUACAAUGAAUCCUGGUGGGGAUUACGGGAAGAAAGAAUUAUCACCUGCUCUACGGAAUCGUUUCACUGAAAUCUGGUGUCCAUCACCGACAUUUACACCGGUCCACCCAUCAUCAUCAUCAGUUAGACCUGAUGACUCCUUGUUGAAGGAGCUGUCCAACCCGCUAACCGAUUGGAUAGAUAUUGUUCAACAUAACUUGAAAUUAAAACUUCCAAAUAUUUUCAGUGUUGGAAAUAAUCAUCUGGCUAGACAAUUUUCUGAAAAAAUGGUGAACUUUAUUCAGUGGUUAGCUGUAACCCAGGAAGAAUGUAAAUCCAAUGGUAUUACUUCAUUACAUCACAGAUCUCCACCAACUAUUCGUGAUUUAAUCGCUUGGAUUGAAUUUAUUCAAACCGUCGUCAGGUCAAACGACGAUAGUCAAGCGUAUUCAUAUUGCCAAAUUACAGGAACAACGACGACAACAAUAAUCGACUUGUUCAGCGCUUGCAUACAUGGUGCAUGUUUAAUAUUCCUGGAUGCUUUAGAUGAAACGGCUAACACGAAAACUGAGGAUCAAGGGAACUGCAAUAAUGUUAAUAACAAUCCCACAGGCUUCUUUUGCACUACAAUUCGUUAUCUCAUUGAUCAAAUGUCCUCAAUUGAUAAAAAUUUAAUUGAAACUAUUCAACAACCAAUUCCUGACUUUGAAACUAUUUAUGCUAAUUUUUGUACUCCAAUGAAUGAAAAAUUUGUGUUGAAGAAAAGCACUGAAUGCUUCGGUUGUGAUCCAUUCUUCAUACCUACAGGUCCUUAUCUACCUCCUGAUGAUGACGUCACAACGCACACUUCAUUUAUUUUCGAUGCACCAACGCCUGCUUCAAAUUUAAAGCGUUUACUACGAGCUAUGCAGCUACCCGGUAGAGCAUUACUUCUUGAAGGUAGUCCAGGUGUUGGGAAGACUACGCUUGUAAUGGCUUUGGCUAAAGCUUCUGGACAUAAAGUGAUACGUAUAAAUUUAUCCGAGGCAACAGAGGCUAGUGACUUAUUUGGAUGUGAUCUUCCAGUGGAGGGUGCUGAAGCGGGUGUUUUCGCUUGGAAAUCUGGUCCAUUUUUACAAGGUCUUUGUGAUGGCCAUUGGAUUGUACUAGAUGAGAUGAAUUUAGCCUCUCAAUCAGUCCUUGAGUGUUUAAACGCUUGCCUGGAUCAUCGUGGUGAAGUAUUCAUACCUGAAUUGAAUACCACCUUUAAGAUUAAUUCAAAGACUACUCGUUUAUUCGCCUGUCAAAAUCCUUUACGUGAAGGCGGUGGACGUAAAGGUCUGCCACGUUCAUUUUUGAAUCGUUUUACUCAGGUGUAUAUGAGGUCAUUGACAAUAUCAGAUCAAGAAUUUAUCCUCAGUCAAUUAUAUCCUGAUAUAUCGACAGAGUGUAUUCACUUAAUGGUUGCUUUUAACGAUGAGGUGAAUAAACGUAUUAAUGUUGAACAUGAAUUCGGUAGUCAAGGUGGACCAUGGGAGUUUAAUUUACGCGAUCUAACUCGAUGGUGUGAUUUGUUGGUGAAAGGGAAGGAAUUCGAAGGUAUUAACCCCGGGCUUUAUGUUCAUCUAUUGUACACUGAUCGUAUGCGUACACUACAGGAUAAACAAAAGAUUGUCACAUUAUGGAUUGAUGUCUGCAAGACGUUAGGCAUGCAGACUGGAGUGUACUAUUAUUAUGAACCACGUGGAAAUAUUCUCCUUCUCAACGAAUCAAUUCACUGUGGUUUAGCGCAUUUUCUGCGUCCAUCUACUGAAGAGUAUGAAGAGAGUGUAGAUGAUGAAUCCCGUGAUCAUUUAUUAUUGUUGGAUCGUCAACGUGGUAUACUGGAAAGCUUUUUAAAAGUUAUUGAAAUGGGUUGGAUGGUGAUGUUGAUUGGACCGCCAGGCUGUGGCAAACGUACUCUUGCCCAUAUGGCAUCUAUUCUUCUUGGUCAGAAAAUGCUAACAAUGUGUCUGUCACCGACAUCAGAUACCAUUGAAUUACUCGGCUCAUUGGAACAACGUGAAGCUGGUGGUCUAUUUGAAUGGGUGGAUAGUCCACUUGUCAAGGGGAUCAUCGAUGGUAGUUGGGUGUUGAUAGAAAAUGCUCAGUUAUGCAGUCCUUCGACACUUGAUCGAUUGAAUAGUCUCUUAGAACCGAAUGGAGAAUUACUACUUAGUGAACGUGGACUUGACGCCAACGGUAAACUGAUCACCUUGAAAGCCCAUCCAGAUUUUCGUUUAAUUUUGGCUGUUGAUGAAAUUUUCAGUACAACCGGUGGUAGUGGUGGUGGUUGUGGUGUAGGUGGAUCAACCGGCAUUUCUAGAGCAAUGCGUAAUCGUGGUCUGGAAAUCACUUUCAUUGAACCAAUUUCACUUCCACAUUUGGAUCUGCUACGCUUAUUCACCUCAAUAAAUGUCCCCAAAUCAAUAGCUAUUGGUCUUUUAGAAUUUCAUUCACUCUUCUUAGAGGCAUGUGAAAAUCCCAGCUGUAUUGAACAGCAUCUUCAGCGUUUCAAUGAACGACGACAGUCACCUUCACCUGUGACAAAUAGUUUUCAGUUGUUAGCAUGUCAUAGCUUUAAGAAGCCUCCGAUCGGUGCACUGAUAUCAGCUGGACAGUAUGCUAAACAGUUGUUGGCAAAUCCUAGUCAACUUGACGACCGUAUCAAAUGUUCCCCCCUUGGAGAAAAAUCAAGUAACAAGAUGAAGAAGAAGAUAAAGAGGAUAAAGAGGUUGAAGAAGUCGAAAAGAGAAGAGAUGUCAGUGGAUCUUGAUGAAGACGACAAUGGUGAUGAUGAUAAAUUCAGUAGUGAAGUGGACAUCAAUAGAAUUCUAAAUCAUGUUCUUCAAUUUGUCUAUUGUCAACGUCAAAUGCAUGUCAAGGCUGUAGAGUUCGUCAAAUGGUUGAUCACAUACUACGUUGACAAUGUAUUCAUCCGCCUAUUGCAUUUACCCGAACGUUACCUUCAUCAUAGUGUGAAUGAAUUAGUCAGUAGACGAUCACCUAAUGGUUAUCGUCAAUUUCAUGUCAGUUUAAUUGAUCUCACACUGUCUGAUUAUUCAAAAUCAUCGACCAUCACAUCUGAAAUAUUAUUGUUAGCUAAACGUAUCCUAUUGGAACAAGCUAAUCUAUCCGAAACACAUCUUGAGAAUGAUCAGUUCAUGAAGAUGUUGACAUCUUCAUCAUCGUCAUUAUCUGUAAGACAAUGCAAACUGUAUUAUGAUCUAACCACCUGGCCAGAUCUACGUUGGAUACCCGGUUGGAAGCAUUUUAUUGAAUUAUUGGGAUGCUCACCUGAUGUAUUGCUGUAUGAGUGGAAUAAACGCUUGUAUUCUCUCCUAUUGACUGAAUUAUACGACUCAACGAUGAAUGUAUCAGAUAUUGAUAGUCAAUUAUCCACCUGUACACAACCUGCAGAUCUUUGUCGUUUACCUUUAUUACAAGUAAUUAAAUUGGCUAGUGAAAAUCAUCUCCCCGCUAUGUGGUUAGACGCUUAUCCUGGAUUAAUUGAAUUACACGAUAAAUGUGAACAAUGUGAUUUAUCUUUCUAUUAUACCGGCAUUUGUAAAGCUUGGUCAUGGAUACACUUAUUUGGUUCGCGUCGUUUGGGUGAUUCAUUCGAUUGGCCUGAACGUUGUUCAUUUCAUAAUCAAAGAGCUCUACUCACUAUUGAUGAUAGAUUCGAUUCAAGUCUACCAAAAUUAUCAACAAUUACACAAUAUUUUCUAUCGAAAUCAUCAACACCACCAUCUAUUAUUACAGGCAAAGAGUAUGAAAUGUAUUCAUCAGCAAUGUAUAAUGCUGCUUUCUCUGUUGAUUGGUUGCAAUUUGGACAGAUUUUGAAUGAAUUCUUAUUGAGAAUUACAAGCAGCAGUAGUAGUACUGGUGAAUUAACGCUUGAUAAGGAUUACAGUGAUGAUGAUGACGAUGAUGAUGAGUAUGAUGGUGGUGGUGGCGGGGAUAGUAAUGCUAUUCACGAUGACGAUAUGAUGAAUGCAAAACAGGCAAUCAUCCCUCUCCCCGGUAGUACUGAUGACCACCAUCUUGGAAGUGAUGUCUACCGAGAUAUUUUGAAAUUCUACUGUCUAUGGCCUUGGAUUAUGAUUUUAAUGUCAAAAUGUAUUGAAAAUGAGUUGUUAAAUACUACUUAUAAUAAUAAUAGUAAUCAUCAGUCCCAUAUACAAUUGAAGACAUCUUUACGCAUAUAUAUUCGUGGCGUGUUAAUGUCAUUGAACCGUCCUGGUCUAUUGGCCAACCUUGUUAUGACACAAUCUGUGUUGAAGAAUUCAAACACUGAACAGUUACGGAUUGCUAAACAAUUAUUGAUGGAAGAAUUCAGCAUGACAUCAUCAUCAUCAUCAUCCACAAAAACGAGCGCCUCUUCUUCUUUUUCAAACUGGAGUCUUCCAAGUCAACUGGCGAACUGUCAGACAGUGAAUCAGCCGGACAUAUUAGGUGAAUGGCGAUCAGUUAGCCAAGUGUUGAUUAACAUCACUUGGCCAAUGUUAUACGAUUAUGGUGCUUAUUCAUAUCGUGGAAAGCUGACUGUCUACGGUUGGCGAUAUCGUCAGCAUGCUAUACAAGAUGCAAAUCAUUUAUUGUUUUUAUUACCACCUUCGAGUGAUGAAUUGAGCAAUUCGCCGGAGAAUGAUAAUUUACAGUCUUCGGAUAUAAAGACAGUUGUACAGCUUGCCUUCACUAUCCUACAAGGAAUAUAUCGAUCAUUGGAAUCUGUGGACAAGUCACAUACCAUCGGCGAGAAUAAUCUCCCAGUGUACUCGAUUGGUGGUAUCUGUCCUUCACUUACUGAUCUGUUGAAUUGGAUCAACUUCGCUUUAAAACCAUCUAUAGAUUUAAUUAAAACAUCGCAUCUCACUAAUCGUCACUCCUCCUCCUCCUCUUCUGAUUGGUAUCAUAUUGUACGUUUAACUGAACUGUUAAUUGAACAAUUCAAUCAACUUCACAUGUUGCUGCUGACCACUUCCAACUCCUCGUCAUCAUCAUCACAAUCUCUUCAAACGAACAUUGACAAUAAGACAACAAUAUUGAUGAAUAAAUUUAUCCUAAGCAAAUGUUGGCUACUUAUCGGUUGUCUGUAUCUACGAUGUAUUCGCCCAGAAAGUCAUCUAGAUCCGUAUGUUGUAAUGCAAAUUGAAGAAGAGGAUAUUGAAUAUGAGAUGAAACGUAUCAAUAGCGAAUUAGAAUUCCGUGAAAAUCUUCAACAACAUUCGAUUGGCGCCUAUAAUAAUCGUUUGAUGCCUUUGAAAGAUAUCCAUCUAGAUAGUGUAACGGAUCAUGUCAACUCUGGUUUACUACAUCCAUGGUUAGGUGUUCUAAUUAAUCGACGUCGAUGUCUUUCUUCAAAGGCAGAAGAUUUAAAGCAUCAAUUGGGAGCCAGUUGUAAGGAGAUUUUAGUUUGUCGUCAAAACUCAAAUUUUGAGUAUGUAGAGAUUCGACGUCGUCUUAGCACUUUUCUGACAGAUUUCACCGAGGAUUUCCUACUUCCAUAUUGUCCUCAAGAUGACAACAACAACAACUAUGCUGAAAUGAUUGAAAAGAAUUUCAAACUACAAACAAUUCAUCGAUGGAUUGAAGCUACAGCCAAUUUAGGCAAUUGGUUAACUGAACCAAAACGUUAUCAUAUGUUUGCUGAUAUUAUUACACCUUUCCUGUAUGGUUUAUUCUAUGUGUAUCGCGGUCUUCGGAUUGUCUUUCAUGAGAUUAUUUCACCGAGUAAUACAUUGAAUGUGUCUGUCUCAUCAUUGAUUAAAUCUUUGGUGACUAGUCUUCUGCCAAAUGCAAGCACUGAUUAUACUAAAGAGAAUGCCAUCGGCGUAUUAGCAUCAUCAUCAUCACCAGCCAAUCAACGAUCAUCUCGACCAAUGUUAUUAGCCAUGGAAUUGGCUAGUCCUGCGUCGAGACGCAUUAUUCAACAAUUAGUCAACUCUGUUAAUAAUUCAAUGCUGCUAGGCAAUCUAAAGAACAGUGAUGAUACUCUACGAAAAACUCAAGAAAUACAAUUUCGAAUUAGUUCAUUCAUCCUGAAUUUAUUAUGGUUACAUAAUGCUGAAAAGAAUGCAUCAACUAUUCCCUUUGAAAAUUUGCAUAAAUUAAUUGGUCGUAUACUGAAUUCAAUGCUGCGUCCAUUAGCUCAACAUUGGAAACACAUAGAAGCAGAAAGAAAACGUUUAUCUGAAUUGAGAGCAGCACUCUUCUUGGAGGCUGAUCGUCGUAAACAACUUAUACGUAAUGAAUUACAAGGUAUUAAGACAGAUGGUAAAGGAGGAGGCCAACAGCGACGACAACAACAACACCAAAGUGAUCGAUGCACUUCACCAGAAUUAAUCGACCAGUCACUGAAUGAAGAAUUAGACUGGCGUUUACGCUUUUCAGAAUCAGCAUGUUUAAAGGCAUUCACUGAAUUAGGCGCUGGUUCAAAUAAAUUGUCUGCUGGUGGUGGUUUAGCUAAAGAAGACCAGAUUCAACAGACAGUGAAUAAAUUAGAAGCAGUCGACAGUUGGUUAAAGAAGUCACUGAAUACCUCUGACAAAUAUUGGAUACCAGAUGAGAAUGAAUUGGUCUAUUUUAUUAAUCGUCUCGUUUACCUGCUCCUUUUGUGCUGUGGUAAUUCAGAGACAUCUAGCUCUACGUCAAUCAACAAUCCGAUGAUACAUUCAAAGCGUGAAAAUCCUAUUCAGUUGGAUGUGACCAAUGCAUUCUCAUGGCAUUGGCAUACUGUUCUCUUUGGUUAUAAUUUAGCCAGUUGGUUGUCAAUUCAGUCGAAAAUGAGUUUAGAUCCUGCUGUUGACAAGUUGUAUGCAUUACCGUUUAUUGGUAUCACAGCAUAUAUGGGACAGUAUGAUAUACGAGCUCAUCCUAUCCUUCCUGUCAUCAGUUCAUCAUCAUCAUCAUCGAAUUCAACAUCAUCGUCGAAUUAUCAUUUCAACUCAAAAUGGUUAAUUAUGAAAUCACAUUGUUACAAUGUUUACCUUGAUCCUAUUCCAUUGGAAGAGGCAGAGAAAUUGAACUCGAUAUUGAAAAGUUUAGAAAGUCAAGUUAAGCAUAUCUUGAAUCAAUGGCCUGGACAACCAAGUUUAUUACGUUUGUUAACCAUUAUUCGUCGGAUUGAAUCAUUCACUGUAUCUGAUCCAUUGAUGAAAUUUGUCACUGGCAUUGAAAUGCUUUGGCAAGAGAUGCAAGAAUGGGAACGUGAUGCUGCUAGGCAUGUAUCGUUGACAGAGUCAAGUAAAGAGGUGUGCAACUUAUUAGUUUGUUGGCGUAAAAUGGAAUUGAGUUAUUGGUUGGCUACAUUAGAUUCAGCUGAAAUUCAAAUAGGUAAUCGGUGUAUGACACUAUGGUUUCAUUUAUACGAUUUAUUCUUACGACCUGGAAGUUAUCGUGAACAACAACAACAGAUGAAGGCUAAAAGUAAACAGCCAAGUAAGAAUAAUAAUGAUAAUAAUGACGACGUUGGUGACGACAGUGGAGAUGUACAACAGCUGGAGAUCGAUCGUCUUGAUGCUUUGAUUGAAUUAUUUGAAAAAGGACCAAUUGGGGAGUUUAUAUCACGUUGGAGAUUAGUCGCUUCUAUUUACUCUGCAUUGAAUAUAUGGCCUGGUCUAAGCGAUAAAGAGCGUUCCUCAUCUAAACGGAUAGUUGGUAAUGCAGUAUGGUUUUAUGCUCAAUUUUUACCCUACAUAUCUGAAGAAUUGAAUAAUCUUCGUAAACCAAUUGAAAAAGAAAUGAAGGGUAUUGUGAAUAUCACUAAGUGGGGUCAUUAUUCACGUUUCUGGUCGGUGAAGACAUCAGUGGAUCGUUGCAAAAAGUCUAUUCAUAAACAUGUCAAAAAUUGGGAAUCUAUUCUCCAACGACCAGUUCGACCAAUAUUUGAAAGUAUUAUGAAAAUUCCUGAUUAUUUAAAGCCGUCAAUUGGUAUGGAUGAUAUCACCAGUGGUAGUUGUGGUGAUGAUGGUCAGAUCUGUUGUUCCAGUGCAUGGUUAAAACUGGAAAUGUCAGAUAUUUCAAAAGUGCUGCAUCACUCCUCAAUAAGAAGAUCGUUCGAUUAUUUACAACAAGUGUAUUACAAGUCAAAUGAAGGAAGUGACAAUCUCCCGUUGCAUAUAAAACGCCUACCAUCACUUAUUAAACGCUUGCAUAAACAUGUCUUCACUGUUGCACAUAAUUCACCUAUCCUUCAGUGGAUAAAACAGCUACGUUCUGGUGUCCAAUUGUGGAUGAUACUUGUACAAGAUUUGAGUCAACAAACUGAACGAUUAAAUUCUUCUUGUCCAUCUGGAAAUCAACUGGCUAAGUUUAAUAAACAGAAGGCGAAUCGUAGAUCAAAAUUAGGUAGAAGACAUGAUGAUGACGGAGGAGAUGAGAAUGAGGAGGAGGAUGAUGAAGAAUUGAAGAAAACACGUCAAUGGUAUCAAGAAUUCACAGCGUUACAACAAAGAAAACGUUUAGCUCUAUCGGAUUGGUUGAAAAUUGCAACACGUAAAAGUCAACAAUCACAUGAUAUUUAUGAUCAUGAAUCGUCAUCCAGUAUACCUUCAGAUUCUGACGAAUUUGCAAACAACAUCGAUAACAAUAAUACCGACUCGAAUGAGUACUCACCAGACGAUAUGAUGAAUAAUAGCAAUACUACAACAACAACUACUACUACUACAGAUGAUGAUUUAUUCGAAGCGCUACAACUGCCUAGUCUUGGUCUCUCCUAUCGUAGAGGUCAACGUGAAACACAGACAGGACAUAUGAGUCGUUUUCUUGUCCAACUACACGGUGAUCCAUGGAGUUAUGUUUUCCAGGAUAUUGGUCAUAGUCAUCCCGAUAGCAACUCUGACUCUGAUGAAGUUUACAUUCGUGGUGUAUGCAAUCGUUUGUCUCGUCUAAUCGCUUUACGUGCCAGUCUACCACGUGUUCCUGGACCACAGGAUGGUGAUGUUGAUACAAGUGCAGCAAUAUUAAAUGAAAUCGGUGGGCCAAAUAAUCUCUUUCGGUUAAUUGGUAUUAUGGAUGAUUUGUUGAACCAGUGUUCUACCGGUUUUAAAGUAUGCAGUCAAUUCACUAAUCUGUGUAAAAGAAUAAGUCAUCUAGUCCAGCAGUAUGCUGUUAGUUUGAAUGUUUCCAUGCCAGAAGAUAAAGUUGAUCAAGACAACAAACAGGCUGAUCUGUUCACCGGUUAUAUAUCCGAUCCAGAGAGGCUAAAACGGAUUCAAGUAUCAACUCACAACUUGGAUCAAAUUAUCAGAGAGCAUAUUUAUCAAUGGAGUGUAUUUUGGACAGCAUUUCAAAAACAAACGGGGAAUAAACCAUUUGAAUUAAACCAACUGUCUAGUCUAUUCGGUUCUGAGGCUUGGUCUUGGUUAACAGCAAAUCGUCACUUGCUCGCAUCUCUAUCGCAUGAAAAUCCUGCCCAACUGACCAGUCUGACUGAAUCUCAUUUAACGCCUUUAAAGUUGGCUAUGCAUCAAGUGUUAAAGUGCACUACACAACUACUCAGCUUGAACACCUCCUUUUUAUGGAAUCCUGUUAUUCGUGCGUACUGUGAAGAAUUAUACCUUUCCGUGGAAUAUUUACAAAGCACUCUGACUAAUUUAGUCAAGUCAUAUAAGCAAGCGAAUUGUACUCAGUUGUUUGCUCCAGUAUUCCAAUGUCUACAAGAACAAAUCACUGUUGAAUGGAAAAGAAUUCAUUGUGAAUUACAAGUUUUAUCUCCAGUGAUGACUAAUGAUGAUUAUUAUGAUAUUGACAUGCUAGUCGCUCAUACAUCUACUACUGAAAUCAGCGAUAUAAGUAGUGGAAAGUUUGUUAGAAAACCAGAUGAAAGAUUUGAACAACUUGUUAAUCGUUGUAUUCAUUCUAUACUGAAGGCUGUUGAAAUUAUUCAUAAAUCAGAUCAAAUUGCCAAUGAAUUGGAUCAGAUUGGCUUGAUGCAGCAUUUCUCUAAAGUACUUACCGAACUGAUGACUACUGUACUGCCCCAGGUUAUGAAAUAUUUGUCAAGAAUGCGAUCAAUGCUGCAACAACAAACACCGACGUCUUCGGAUAGUAAUUUGCAUUCAAGCCGAUUAGUAUUGACUCACUGUUUAUAUCCGUUAAUGGAUGGUCUAUCGAAAGCGUUGUCUACACGUUGUAUACAAUUUUGGAGUCUGCUGGACGCCUGGUUUAAACUAGGCGAAUUUGCUAUGCGCAUCACUGGACGUUUAAUCACGGAAGGCUUUUGUCGUCCAGCUAAUUUACCUAGAGAUCAAAAUAGCCAGGCAGCAGAUGGUAAUGGUGCAACAAGCAACACCUCGGAUGGUGGGCAGAUGGAUACAGAAGGUGCUUCAUCAGGCGGUACAAGUCUAACAUCGAACACUGGUGAUACAUCAGGUGCAAAAGAUGUUAGUAAUGAAUUAGAGUGUCAAGAACAAAUUGAAGGCUUGAUGAAUGAUAAACAAUCGGAGAAUAAUGAUUCUAAAGGCAAGAAGAAUAGGGAUGGUGAUGAUGAUACUAAUGGCAUUGAAAUGCCUGAUGAUGACUUCCAAGGACAAUAUGACGAUCCAGACAUGGAGAAUUGUAACGCAGACGAUGAGACCUCCUCCGAGCAAGUAGAUCAAGAGAAUUUCGAUGAUAAAAUGGGUGAAACAGAUGGACCAGGUGAUGAUCUAGCCAAUGAAAUGUGGGCAUCUGAUGACGAGGAGAAGGAUGAAAAUGAAGUGAAAGAUGGCGAUGGUACUGACAACAAUGAACAAGACAAUAAAUCAUCAAGUGGGGUUCAAGAUGAUAAAGUGAAAAGUAAACAGGAAGGUGAGAAAAAUGCCGAUGGUGUUCAAGAACAAAAUAAGCAGAAUUCUAAAUCUGAUGAACAAGACGAACAGGAAGAAGAUGGCGCCGAACCCUCUGAUAAUAAAACUGAUAAGUCGGAUAGAAAGAGGACUACUGUAGCAAAUGAAGACUGUAUGGAGGAUGGAUCUGAGCCUACAUCACCAAAGAAACCAAACGAUGAUGAUGUCGACGAUAAUAAUGAUCAAGGUUUACCAGAAGACACUGAGUUUGCAGAUAAUGCUGAUCAGUCGCCUGGACGUGAUGUUGAAGAUCUGCCAGGUGAUUUAUUCGACAAUCAAAUGGAUAUUGAUGCAGAAGAUGAUGGUGAUGAUGGCGAGGAAGGAGAUGAACCUUGUGGUCACCCAGAGGAUGAGAAUAAUCAAUCCACGUUGGAUGAAAAAGAUUUGGAACAGAAUAAUAAGGAAGGUGAAACGAUGGAUAUUGAUGAAUAUCCUAGUGUUGAAGAUCCAGCUAAAGUAGAAGUAUUUCCCUACCAUGGAAGUGGAUCAGGUGAUUUGAAUACUCAGUCGAAUGUUCUUGGUGGACAUGAUGAAAACGUUGAAGAUGUUGACAAAACUGAAACGAAUGAUGAUGAAAAGAAUGGCUCAAAUAUGGAUUCAUCAGAUAUACCACCUCAACAAUUAACUGAUGGUAAUCAGUCUAGUCAAGGAGAUGCUUCAGGUGAAAAAUAUACACCAUCUACUCGUGGUGGUGAUCAAUCGGAAACGUCAAGAACAGAACCACUUACUGGACAACAACAACAUCAGGUUAAUAGAAGUCAGUCUCGUUCUGGUCCAAAGCCGACAUCAGAAAAUCGAAGUCUAGCUAACAAACAAAAGUCUUUAUUGUCUGGGGUUGAAACUUUAGAAGUAGAUUCAGAACAACAACAACAAAGCGGUGAACAGGACUCAUCCUCUAAUGAAAAUGACAAGAAUUCACAGUUGUUUCAACAUCUGCCCAACCCUGAGGAUCCAAACAAUAAUGCCAAUGCUCCAUGUGUUCGUGAUUCAGCGACUUUAGACCAGGCAGAGAAACAAUUGACUAAUGGUGAUGACGAUGAAUCUAUGAGUCAGUGUGACGAUAAUGACACUGGCCUAGAAAAGGAUGAUAAUGUCGAUAACAAGGAUGCCGAUAAUGAAAGACUGCCAACAUCAGAAUUGGAGCCAAGUGAUGCUAAAACAAACAUUCUACCACAACAGUUAAAUCCUUUUGUGAAAGGCAAACAGUAUCCUGGCGGUGAUGAAGCGGUUGAAUCUGAUCCAACAGCAGAGUUUGUACCAACUUUAGGCGCUCAAAGACCACCACAGUCGGUUAUUUGUACACGGAUUGAAGCUGUACAACUGCCGCCGUCAACACUAGAUAAUUCUCUGGCUGAGAUGUCAACAGAUUUACAAAUUUUAGACAAUAGAUUUGCGCAGACAUCACUUGAAGGUGCUUUAGAAUGGGCAGCUUGUUGUCAACGAUCGAGUGGUUUAUCACGUCAAUUGUGUGAAGCACUUCGUUUGGUACUUGAACCAACUAAAGCAUCACGUUUACGGGGAGAUUAUCGUACUGGGAAACGUAUUAAUAUGCGAAAGAUUAUUCCUUAUUUGGCUAGCCAGUUUAGAAAAGAUAAAAUUUGGCUUCGUCGUUCUCAACCGAGUCAACGUGAAUACCGAAUCCUGAUAGCUGUUGAUGAUUCUUCGUCAAUGUCUGAGAAUCUUUGUAAACAAAUGACAUUUGAAUCCCUGACAACUGUUGUCACAGCAUUGAAUCUUCUCGAAGUUGGUCGAAUCGGAGUUUGUAGUUUUGGUGAAUCAGUACGUGUUCUACACGAUCCAAAGGAUCCGUGGGCAACAGAUGUUGGUCCUCGUGUGUUAAGUCAAUUCACUUUUGAACAGCCGAAAACAUCACUAGUUCAGUUGCUUCAUUGUACUAUCCAUCUUAUGAAUUCUAUCGGCUAUACAAACUCUUCGAGUACAAUACCUAGUCAACUGUUAUUAAUUCUGUCAGAUGGUGUUUUCUCCGAAGAUCCACAAAGUCAAUCUUUACAGGCUGCAGUACGAUUGGCACGUGAUUCGCAUAUUUUCCCUGUCUGUCUUAUUCUGGAUGAUGUACGCAAAAAGCAUUCUAUAUUUGAUCUUCGACGAUACUGUGGUCCGGGUAAAUUACAACCGUAUAUGGAUGUCUUCCCAUUGCCCUACUACUUAGUUCUACGUGAUUUAGCCUGCUUACCGAAUUUACUCGCUGACGCCUUACGACAAUGGUUUGAAUUGGAGUCAUCAUUUGGACGCUGA